GCAGCGCCGGGAGCGCACCAAGAUGGCGACACCCGCAGUCCCUCCCGCAGCUCCCCCCGCGCCGCAGUCCGGCAGCGCCGCGCCGGGGCCGCGCUGAGCCCGCCCGACACGAGCCUGACCUGCCCAGGGGUGCAACAUCUGCAGGGAAGCAGCUGCAGGAUGAAAAGAUGGCAGCGCGGCUGCUCGCACCACCCGGCCCCGAGAGUUUUAAACCCUUCACUCCGGAGUCGCUGGCCAACAUCGAGAAGCACAUCGCGGAGCUGAAGAGGAAGCAGCGCUCCAAGCAGGACAGCAGCCACCGCGAUGACGACGAGGACAGCAAACCCAAACCAAACAGUGACCUUGAGGCGGGGAAGAAUUUGCCUUUCAUCUACGGGGACAUCCCUAAAGGGCUGGUUGCUGUGCCACUGGAGGACUUUGACCCUUAUUAUAUGACCCAGAAAACCUUUGUAGUACUAAACAGAGGGAAAACACUCUUCCGAUUUAGUGCCACACCUGCCUUGUACAUUUUAAGUCCUUUUAAUCUGUUUAGAAGAAUAGCUAUUAAAAUUUUGAUACAUUCAGUAUUUAGCAUGAUCAUCAUGUGCACUAUUUUGACCAACUGUGUAUUCAUGACUUUUAGUAACCCACCGGAAUGGUCAAAGAAUGUGGAGUACACAUUCACUGGGAUUUAUACCUUUGAAUCACUGGUGAAAAUCAUCGCCAGAGGUUUCUGUAUAGAUGGCUUCACCUUCCUGCGGGAUCCCUGGAACUGGCUGGAUUUCAGCGUCAUCAUGAUGGCAUAUGUCACAGAGUUUGUGGACCUUGGGAAUGUCUCAGCAUUGAGAACUUUCAGAGUUCUCCGAGCUUUGAAAACUAUCUCUGUAAUUCCAGGCUUGAAGACCAUCGUGGGUGCCCUGAUCCAGUCUGUGAAGAAGCUGUCAGAUGUGAUGAUCCUGACAGUUUUCUGUCUCAGUGUCUUCGCCCUCAUCGGCCUCCAGCUCUUCAUGGGCAAUUUAAGGAACAAAUGUGUGAUUUGGCCAAUUAAUGUCAACGAGACCUUUCUGGAUAAUGGCUCCAGGGGCUUUGACUGGGAGGAAUACACCAAUAAUAUGUCAAAUUUUUACAUCAUUCCUGGCGCCCCUGACCCUUUGCUCUGUGGUAACAGCUCAGAUGCAGGCCAAUGUCCGGAGGGAUACACGUGCAUGAAGGCGGGACGCAACCCCAACUACGGCUACACGAGCUUCGACACCUUCAGCUGGGCUUUCCUGGCUUUAUUUCGCCUUAUGACUCAGGACUUCUGGGAAAACUUGUAUCAAUUAACUUUACGAGCGGCAGGAAAAACCUACAUGAUCUUCUUUGUGCUGGUGAUCUUCGUGGGAUCCUUCUACCUGGUGAAUCUGAUUCUGGCCGUGGUGGCCAUGGCCUACGAGGAGCAGAACCAGGCCACUCUGGAGGAGGCAGAGCAGAAGGAGGCAGAAUUCAAGGCCAUGCUGGAGCAAUUGAAAAAGCAACAGGAAGAAGCACAGGCUGCUGCCAUGGUCACCUCAGCAGGGACGGUCUCUGAGGAUGCUGUGGAAGAUGAUGGAGGGGGGAGGAUGUCUCGGAGCUCCUCGGAGAUUUCCAAGCUCAGCUCCAAGAGUGCCAAGGAGCGCCGGAACAGGAGGAAGAAGAGGAAGGACAAGGAGCUGUCGGAAGGAGAUGAGAAGUGUGACAAUGAGAAGGUGUUCAAGUCGGAAUCUGAGGAUGGCAUGAGGAGGAAAGCCUUCAGGCUGCCGGAUAACAGGCUGGGAAGGAAAUUCUCCAUCAUGAACCAGUCUCUCCUCAGCAUCCCGGGCUCCCCUUUCCUCUCCCGCCACAACAGCAAGAGCAGCAUCUUCAGCUACAAGGGGCGCUUCCGCGACCCGGUGUCGGAGAACGAGUUUGCGGACGACGAGCACAGCACGGUGGAGGAGAGCGAGGGCAGGAGGGACUCGCUCUUCAUCCCCAUCCGCGGCCGCGACCGGCGCAGCAGCUACAGCGGCUACAGCGGCUACAGCCAGGGCAGCCGCUCCUCGCGCAUCUUCCCCACGCUGCGCCGCAGCGUCAAGAGGAACAGCACCGUGGACUGCAACGGCGUCGUCUCGCUCAUCGGCGGGCCCCCCUCCAGCAUGCCCGGGGGUCGCAUCCUGCCCGAGGGCACCACGGAAAUCGAGAUCAGGAAGAAGCCUGGCGGGUCUCUCUUGGUCUCCAUGGAUCAGGUGAACGCGUCCUACGGAAGGAAGGACCGGACCAACAGCGUCAUGACCGGGCUGACCAACACCCUCGUUGAGGAGCUGGAGGAGUCCCAGAGGAAGUGUCCCCCUUGCUGGUACAAAUUUGCCAACACGUUCCUGAUCUGGGAGUGCCACCCCUACUGGAUGAAGCUGAAGGAGAUUGUGAAUUUAAUUGUCAUGGAUCCUUUUGUUGACCUGGCCAUCACCAUCUGCAUCGUGCUGAACACCUUGUUCAUGGCCAUGGAGCACCACCCCAUGACCCCCGAGUUCGAGCACGUGCUCUCCGUGGGAAACCUGGUUUUCACUGGGAUUUUCACAGCAGAAAUGUUCCUCAAGCUCAUUGCCAUGGAUCCAUACUAUUAUUUCCAAGAAGGCUGGAACAUCUUUGAUGGCUUCAUUGUCUCCCUCAGUUUGAUGGAGCUGAGUCUGGCAGAUGUGGAAGGGCUCUCCGUGCUGCGAUCUUUCCGAUUGCUGAGAGUCUUCAAACUGGCCAAAUCCUGGCCCACUCUGAACAUGCUGAUAAAAAUCAUUGGUAACUCAGUGGGUGCCUUGGGGAAUUUGACCUUGGUGCUGGCCAUCAUCGUGUUCAUCUUCGCCGUGGUGGGGAUGCAGCUCUUUGGCAAAAGCUACAAGGAGUGUGUCUGCAAGAUCAAUCCGGAGUGUGAGCUACCCCGCUGGCACAUGCACGAUUUCUUCCACUCCUUCCUUAUUGUCUUCCGUGUGUUGUGUGGGGAGUGGAUUGAGACCAUGUGGGAUUGUAUGGAAGUGGCAGGCCAGGCCAUGUGCUUGAUUGUCUUCAUGAUGGUCAUGGUCAUCGGAAAUUUAGUGGUGCUGAACCUGUUCCUGGCCUUGCUGCUGAGCUCCUUCAGCGCCGACAACCUGGCGGCCACGGACGACGACGGGGAGAUGAACAACCUGCAGAUCUCGGUGAUCCGCAUCAAGAAGGGCAUCGCCUGGACCAAGGCCAAGGUGCGCGAGUUCAUGCAGGCGCACUUCAAGCAGCGCGAGGCGGACGAGGUGAAGCCCCUGGACGAGCUGUACGACAAGAAGGUGAACUGCAUCGCCAACCACACCGGCGCCGACAUCAACAGGGACAUCGACUUCCAGAAGAACGGCAACGGCACCACCAGCGGCAUCGGGAGCAGCGUGGAGAAGUACAUCAUCGACGAGGACCACAUGUCCUUCAUCAACAACCCCAACCUCACCGUGCGCGUCCCCAUCGCCGUGGGCGAGUCCGACUUCGAGAACCUCAACACGGAGGAUUUCAGCAGCGACACGGAUCCUGACGGCUCCAAGGAGAAACUGGACGAGAGCAGCUCCUCUGAGGGCAGCACCAUCGAUAUAAAACCUGAGGUGGAGGAAGUUCCCGUGGAGGCACCCGAGGAGUACCUGGACCCCGACGCCUGCUUCACCGAGGGUUGUAUGCAGCGCUGCAAAUGUUGUCAGGUGAAUAUUGAGGAAGGGCUGGGGAAGUCGUGGUGGACCUUGAGGAAAACUUGUUUCCUCAUCGUGGAGCACAACUGGUUCGAGACCUUCAUCAUCUUCAUGAUCCUCCUCAGCAGCGGGGCUUUGGCUUUCGAGGACAUUUACAUCGAGCAGAGGAAAACCAUCCGGACCAUCCUGGAAUAUGCAGACAAAGUCUUCACCUACAUCUUCAUCCUGGAGAUGCUGCUCAAGUGGUGCGCCUACGGCUUCGUCAAAUUCUUCACCAACGCCUGGUGCUGGCUGGAUUUCCUCAUCGUGGCUGUCUCUUUAGUCAGCCUUAUAGCUAAUGCCCUGGGCUACUCGGAACUAGGUGCCAUAAAAUCCCUUAGGACACUAAGAGCCUUGAGGCCUUUAAGAGCGUUAUCCCGAUUUGAGGGGAUGAGGGUGGUUGUCAACGCCUUGGUUGGCGCAAUCCCUUCCAUUAUGAAUGUCUUGUUGGUCUGCCUUAUCUUCUGGCUGAUUUUCAGCAUUAUGGGGGUUAACCUGUUUGCCGGGAAAUAUCAUUACUGCUUUAAUGAAACAGCAGAGCAUCGCUUUGAGAUUGAUGUUGUUAACAACAAGACCGACUGUGAAGCUCUGAUGCCUCCCAACUCCACCGAGAUCCGCUGGAAGAAUGUGAAAAUUAACUUUGACAAUGUUGGCGCGGGGUAUCUGGCGCUGCUGCAAGUGGCUACAUUCAAGGGUUGGAUGGACAUCAUGUACGCAGCUGUUGAUUCCAGAAAGCAAGAAGAGCAACCCAAGUACGAGGACAACAUUUACAUGUACAUUUACUUCGUCAUCUUCAUCAUCUUCGGGUCCUUUUUCACCCUGAAUUUGUUCAUCGGCGUCAUCAUCGACAACUUCAAUCAACAGAAGAAAAAGUUUGGAGGUCAAGACAUUUUCAUGACAGAAGAACAAAAGAAAUAUUACAAUGCCAUGAAAAAACUGGGCUCCAAGAAACCUCAAAAACCCAUUCCCCGUCCUCUGAACCGCGUCCAAGGCGCCGUCUUCGACUUCGUCACGCAGCAAGCCUUCGACAUCGUCAUCAUGAUGCUCAUCUGCCUCAACAUGGUGACCAUGAUGGUGGAGACGGACACGCAGAGCAAGCAGAUGGAGGACAUCCUCUACUGGAUCAACUUCGUCUUCGUCAUCUUCUUCACCUGCGAGUGCGUGCUCAAGAUGUUCGCCCUGCGCCACUACUACUUCACCAUCGGCUGGAACAUCUUCGACUUCGUGGUGGUGAUUCUGUCCAUCGUGGGGAUGUUCCUGGCCGAGAUCAUCGAGAAAUACUUCGUGUCCCCCACCCUGUUCCGCGUCAUCCGCCUGGCUCGCAUCGGCCGCAUCCUGCGCCUGAUCAAGGGAGCCAAGGGCAUCCGCACGCUGCUUUUUGCCUUAAUGAUGUCCCUGCCCGCCCUCUUCAACAUCGGCCUCCUGCUCUUCCUGGUCAUGUUCAUCUUCUCCAUCUUCGGCAUGUCCAACUUCGCCUACGUCAAGCACGAGGCCGGCAUCGACGACAUGUUCAACUUCGAGACCUUCGGCAACAGCAUGAUCUGCUUGUUCCAGAUCACCACCUCAGCGGGCUGGGACGGGCUCCUGCUGCCCAUCCUCAACCGCCCGCCCGACUGCGACCUGGACAAGGAGCACCCGGGCAGCGGCUUCAAGGGCGACUGCGGGAACCCCUCGGUGGGGAUCUUCUUCUUCGUCAGCUACAUCAUCAUCUCCUUCCUCAUCGUGGUCAACAUGUACAUCGCCAUCAUCCUGGAGAACUUCAGCGUGGCCACGGAGGAGAGCGCCGACCCGCUGAGCGAGGACGACUUCGAGACGUUCUACGAGAUCUGGGAGAAGUUCGACCCCGACGCCACGCAGUUCAUCGAGUACAGCAAGCUGGCGGAUUUCGCCGACGCCCUGGAGCACCCGCUGCGCGUCCCCAAACCCAACACCAUCGAACUCAUCGCCAUGGACCUGCCCAUGGUGAGCGGGGACAGGAUCCACUGCUUGGACAUCCUGUUCGCCUUCACCAAGCGCGUGCUGGGGGACAGCGGGGAGCUGGACAUCCUGAGGCAGCAGAUGGAGGAGAGGUUCGUGGCUUCCAACCCUUCCAAAGUGUCUUAUGAGCCCAUCACCACCACGCUGCGGCGCAAGCAGGAGGAGGUGUCGGCCGUGGUGAUCCAGAGAGCCUACAGGGCUCGUUUGGCGCGGCGAGGAUUCAUCAGCCGGAGGCCAGCGGGCUCCAAACUGGAAAACGGGGGAGCAAACCGGGAGAAAAAGGAAGGAACGCCCUCCACGGCCUCGCUGCCCUCCUACGACAGCGUCACCAAACCCGAGAAGGAGAAACAGCAGCGGGCGGAGGAGGGGAGGAGAGAAAAGGCAAAGAGACAAAAGGACAGGGAACACAAGUGUUGAGACACACAAAAAAAACCACAUUAAACACACACACACACACACAGGGAGAGAGGAGAGAAAAAAAUAGGUUAAAAAGAAAAAAAAAAAAAUUAAAAAAAAAAAUUUAAUUUAAAAAAAAAAUAGUAGAGUUGUAUGAAUUAAAGUAUUUGCAAGCGAAAAAAAAAAAAAGACAAAAAAAUUGUUUACAAACUUCUUGAAAUAUAUCAAUACAGAAGAGCUGUGGAGACACUUACCUGAAGAUCUUAUACCAAACAUAGUCUGCUUACUGUGUGACAGCGUUGCAUCUAAAAGCAGUGACCUACCACCUGUUUAAAGGACCCUGUAAACAAACAUUUAAACACAAAAAAAAAAAAAAUAACAAAAAAAAAAAAAAGGAAAAAAAAAAACCCACCAAAAAAAAAAAAAAAAAAAGGAUUUUCUAUUGUUUGGGCAGGUGGAUACUGCAUGUUCCACAUCAGUCAAUGCAACUUAGGACAAACAAGCAAAAUAAAUCACAAACACACACACAGA
This is a messenger RNA of Poecile atricapillus (Black-capped chickadee), 6611 nucleotides long. RefSeq names its product sodium voltage-gated channel alpha subunit 8 (gene SCN8A). The coding region runs from base 168 to 6101 and encodes 1977 amino acids. The transcript is spliced from 27 exons. Gene Ontology annotation, cellular component: plasma membrane; axon; voltage-gated sodium channel complex. Lineage: Eukaryota; Metazoa; Chordata; Aves; Passeriformes; Paridae. Gene Ontology annotation, biological process: membrane depolarization during action potential; neuronal action potential; sodium ion transmembrane transport. Gene Ontology annotation, molecular function: protein binding; voltage-gated sodium channel activity. The record is from RefSeq and is a predicted model, not a curated record.